Molecule: messenger RNA, 1631 nt
Organism: Didymodactylos carnosus
Lineage: Eukaryota; Metazoa; Rotifera; Eurotatoria; Philodinida; Philodinidae
Source: the annotation of a GenBank genome assembly
CCAGUGAAGAUAUUCUGAGUAGCUCAGUUUGUAGAAAAUUUUACGGGCUAUCUAAUGCUGUGUUUAGUUUGCCAUUUUAGUGUAAGGUAGUUGAGAAAAAUCUGUUGUACUCAUCAUAUGGUGGCUUUUUAACGGUGCUUAUUGAGAUGCUAUUGUUCAGGAAUUAACUGGGUUUUACCUGACAAAAGCAUCUGAUUUUACCGAAAGCGGAAUAGAGGAAAAAUUAUUGAAUAUAGAUGGAAAACUCUUCUUUAAAACUGGUGAUCUACUUAAGAUGAACAGUAAUAACGAGUUAAUUUAUAUUUCUCGUACAGAUUUUCAAGUGGAAUUACGAGGGCAACGUAUUGCAACUGCUGAAGUUGAAAAUUGUAUUCUAAAUUCCUAUCCAAGUGAGAUCAAAGAUUGUAUUGUAAUUAAAACUGUCGACGAUCGAACGCAAGAAGAAUGUCUUGUCGCCUAUUUACACCAGCUAAAGCAGCAGACAGCGUGUGCUCCUAGCAAUCAGUUGAAAAUCAAAGACUAUUGUCGGCGGUACCUUCCAGAGUAUAUGAUACCAUCAGUGUUUAUCAUUCUCGAUAAACUGCCUUUAACUGAAACGGGAAAAACGAAUAGAAGACCUCUUCCAAAAGUUGAUUUUUCAUCUGUUAGAACUUUGACGGUCGACAAUCACAACUAUGUUCAGACAGAAACAAAACUUGAAAUAGAAGUAUAUAAUCUCUGGUGUAAAGUAUUGAAUCAAACGAGAAUACCAAUGAAUGAAAAUUUUUUUAAUGUUGGUGGUAGUUCAUUAUUACUAAUGAGAUUGCAUGGCUAUUAUCAAAGAAAUUAUUUUACCGAAGGUAGUCAACUGCUUACCGUUGUACAACUGUUCGAACAUCCAACAAUAUCAGGACAUGUUCAACUUUUACAAAGCAUAUCUGAUGAAAGACGACAACAAAAGGAAGGUCAAUCAACACCGUGCAUUCCGUUGAAUCUCACGCACGCUUAUCUUAAUCAAAAAUUGGAUGAUCUUUCGCUACAAUAUUUAGAUUAUUCAAUAUAUGAAGUAAGUGUCGUCUCCUCUGAAGAAAUCGAAUUUUGGAAACGUCAGUUAAAUGGCUAUGAACAACAUUAUUUACCAUUACCUUAUGAUCGUGCAGAUCAGUUGUACGAGAUACGUUCAGGACGCGGGUCGUCGAUCAGUUUCACUCUUACUCAAGAUCUCUUUGAAAAUAUAAUGAAGCACAUCGAAUCAACAAAAACAACAUUGUUUCAUCUGUUUUUAACUGUCUACUACAUCUAUCUAUUCAAAAUGACACAAGAAAAAGUUUUCUGUGUAGCAAAAAAUACUGGAGUGUAUUUGCAAGAAGUUGCCCUUAAUCAAAUAGGUGAAUUUUACAUUGGCGGUUGUUGUGUAUUUUGUGGUUAUCCGAAUCAACCGGAGUUAACUGCAGAAGUAUUAGCAGAACUGUCACCUCAUCGUUCCCUCGGGAGUAGGCAUGCAUCAGUUUUUAACUGGUGUUGGGGCAUCCGAGAGAAUUGCUAUACAUCACCUAUCAUGAUCCUCUCCGAGCAGUGAAACAUCUCAUUUUGUAGAAAAAUGUUUGCUCUACAAAAUGCGUGUUAAAAGAGUUCCAGAAUCAAUUCUAAGA